GUAAUGGGGGCCUUUUAGAGCCAAUAGUCCAGAGUCAGUCCGUUUUAAUCACCACUUAUUACCUGAAGAUCUAACGGUCUCAAGUCCUCCGAAAAGAAGAAGGAAAAGAAAACAAUAGCACUGGAUCAGAGCCGAAUUUACUUCAGGACUUUCUCUUUCUUUGCUCAAACCCUAAACUCUCUCUGUUCAGGGUUUUACAGCUGAAUGAUUUGGAAGUGAAGAAGGAGAUUCAAAGAAAGAGAAAUGGCAACCCAAGCAGCUCAAUCUUUCAGUGGCAACAUGAAGAAAGCACUUGCUGGGCUGAGACGUAUAAAUCUGGAAGGUCUGCGCUGGAGGGUAUUUGAUGCCAAAGGCCAGGUCCUUGGCAGAUUAGCAUCCCAAAUAUCAACUGUGAUUCAAGGAAAGGAUAAGCCGACAUAUGCUCCAAAUCGUGAUGAUGGGGAUAUGUGCAUUGUGCUUAAUGCAAAAGAUCUCUGCGUCACAGGGAGAAAGCUCACGGACAAGAUUUAUCAUUGGCAUACGGGCUACAUUGGCCACCUCAAGGAAAGGACUUUAAAGGACCAGAUGGCUAAAGAUCCUACAGAAGUCAUCCGCAAAGCUGUAUUACGUAUGCUUCCAAGAAACAAAUUGCGUGAUGAUAGAGAUCGAAAAUUGAGGAUAUUUGCUGGAAGUGAGCAUCCUUUUGGUGACAGACCCAUUGAACCAUACAUAGCGCCUCCUAGAAGAGUACGCGAAAUGCGGCCCCGUGCAAGGCGAGCAAUGAUUCGAGCUCAGAAGAAAGCUGAGCUGCAACAACAGAGUGCCAAUGAGACAAUAAAAGGCAAAAGGGCGAAACAAGUUAAAGCAGACGUGAGUCAAUAAAUAGCAGUUGGAGCGUGUUCUCGUACUUGAUAGAGGGCAAUUUCUUAUCGUUUGUAUGUACCCAUCAUGAAUGGGGGGGCAUAAAUCAGCUCUUAUUUUGGAAGAUAGUCAACGUUCGGGUUGUGAAAUUCUUUUAUGGUUAUCAGAAUUCUAAUCAAAUGUUUGUAUUGCGGUGUCAAAA
Messenger RNA from Corylus avellana, 1042 nucleotides. Its product is annotated as Ribosomal protein L13 family protein. The record is from RefSeq and is a predicted model, not a curated record. Gene Ontology annotation, biological process: negative regulation of translation; translation. Gene Ontology annotation, molecular function: structural constituent of ribosome; mRNA binding. Gene Ontology annotation, cellular component: mitochondrial large ribosomal subunit; ribosome. Lineage: Eukaryota; Viridiplantae; Streptophyta; Magnoliopsida; Fagales; Betulaceae.